AUGGAGGAAUAUGUGAAGGAGUUUAGGCAUGAAAAUCCCCCCCCAUGUAAGUCUUCUAGACCUUCUACUCCCCCUUGGAAACCGCCAAAACAGGGCUGGUAUAAAGCUAAUGUGGAUGGGGCUGUCUGUAAGGAGAGAGGCUGCUGUGGCAUAGGUGUAGUGAUCAGGAAUGCAGAAGGGCAGCUGAUGGGGGCAUUGAGUAAAAGGCUGGCCCUUCCUCUUAAGGCCUUGGAAACUGAAGCUAUGGCAAUGCAGGUGGGGAUUCAUUUUGCGUGGGAUCUGGGAUUGAAGGAUGUAGUGUUUAAAAGUGACUCGUUGACAGUAAUUUCAGCCCUCUCAAGCGGUACCCCUCCUCCUUGGUCGAUUCAAAAGGUGAUUGAAGGAAUCAAGCAAGACCUCAAGUGUUUCAACACUUGGUCUGCAGUCCAUGUUCGUCGUAGGGGGAAUAUGGCUGCCCAUCUCAUGGCAAAAAAUGCUAUUACAGUGUUAGAUAGUCUUGUAUGGGUUGAGGAUAUCCCACCCGUUAUAGCUAUGCAGGUCUCAAAAGAUGUAUCAAGCAUGAAUGCUGUUUCUUUUUAA
Quercus lobata is the source of this 579-nucleotide messenger RNA. RefSeq lists its product as uncharacterized. The transcript has a single exon. The coding region runs from base 1 to 579 and encodes 192 amino acids. Gene Ontology annotation, molecular function: nucleic acid binding; RNA-DNA hybrid ribonuclease activity. Lineage: Eukaryota; Viridiplantae; Streptophyta; Magnoliopsida; Fagales; Fagaceae. The record is from RefSeq and is a predicted model, not a curated record.